Dujonia railenensis is the source of this 585-nucleotide messenger RNA. NCBI's taxonomy places the organism in Eukaryota, Fungi, Ascomycota, Pichiomycetes, Serinales, Debaryomycetaceae. The record is from the annotation of a GenBank genome assembly.
GAUGAUACUUUUACCCCUCCAGGAACUUCCUACUCAAAGAUUAUCGUUCAAAUAGAAUCUAAGAAAACUCCAAUAAUAAACAAAACAAGACAUCAUGACUCUGAUAUCAGUUUCGAUGAUACUCCACCACCAACCCCACGAACCCCUUUCAAUUCCAACAAUUGGCUCAUGAAAUCUCCAGUAACUCCAAUUUCAACUUACACAACUAACCCAUCUCCACUAAAGAAGACAAGAGUCAAUGAGCCGAAGUUAGAAUCAAAUAAAAAGCCAAAAGACUGUAAAAGUGGCAUGAUCAAUAACAAUUCAAUUGACAGCAACAUCAAUAAACCAAAAGGUAACAAGAACAACGAUGAAUCAAAAGACAAGCCAACCAAGACAACUUUCAUUCCAGUCUUCCAAAAACCUCAUAACCUAAAGUAUAAGAGAAAGUAUCAAACUACUAACCAAUUUCCUAGUUACUUUUUCACUAAUCAAAGAUUCACGAUGCACUCAUCAAUAGAUUUUGUUAGCGCUUUAAGCUUGGAACCACUGCCUUCGGUGGAUUACAAUUUGAAAGCAAUCAAGUGUGGAAAUAGAAAUAGUUAA